AUGUUCUUCAACUGCAAGAAACAGCAUAUCACCGCUUCAAUCACCAUUUCCAUACUUUUCGAUUAUCCGCGAAAAUUCGCCAAGAUGCCCACGAGAAUGCCGGCCACUGAAAGUGUCUGGCAUCGACGUCAAUUCUCAUUAUUCGCACUAUUUUUUCAAAUGAUAUUCCUGGUAUUAUUUUCGCUAUUCUGUCGCUAUAUUGAUCCAUUAGACGAUAGUAAAAGGAUCUACAGUGGAACGGAUUAUCCAUUGUUCCAGGACGUACAUUUGAUGAUUUUUGUUGGAUUCGGAUUUUUGAUGGCGUUUUUAAAGAGAUAUGGUUUCUCUGCCGUCUCCGUAAAUCUCCUACUAUCCGCUUUUGUUAUCCAAUGGGCAAUGCUACUACGUGGAUUCCUCUCCAAACAAUUUCAUGACACUGGAACUUUUACGCUGGGGGUUCCAGAGAUGAUGUCUGCCGACGCUUCAUGUGCUGUUGUUCUCAUCACUAUGGGUGUGUUGUUGGGUCGAUUGACGCCGGUUCAAUUCCUGUUGCUCGCGUUUUUUGAGACCAGCAUCUCAGUGCUCGUCGAUCAUAUUGUCGUCAAUAUUUUGCACGUGAAUGACGGAGGUCGAUCGCUGGUUGUUCACGCUUUUGGUGCAUAUUUCGGAUUAGCAGCAGCACUCGUCGGGAAGAAGAAGAAUGUGAUGGAAAUGGACGAGCAAGGAUCCAUCCACCACUCGGAUCUUUUUUCAAUGAUCGGGACGUUGCUACUCUGGGUGUUUUUUCCUUCAUUCAACGCUGCAGUUCAAGAACCAGAGGAUGCUCGUCAUCGAGCCAUCAUGAACACUUACCUUGCAAUGGCAAGCGGAACAGUCACAACGUUCAUCGUUAGUUCUUUCGUGGAUAAUUUAGGACGAUUCAAUAUGAUCCACAUCCAGAGUUCAACUCUUUCCGGUGGAGUUGCGAUUGGAUCUGCAGCGAACGCUGUGCUCUAUCCUUCGCAUGCUGUGGCCGUCGGGAUUUGUGCCAGUUUCAUUUCAGUGAUUGGGCACGCGUGGCUAAGUCCCAAACUGGAGAAACGGUUCAAACUUUUUGAUACAUGUGGAGUGCAUAACCUUCAUGGUAUUCCUGGAAUACUGGCUGGAAUUUUCAGCAUAAUUUUCGCGCUAGGAUAUGAGCCGGAAAGCUAUGGAAAGACCCUUUAUCACAUUUAUCCGUACUUCGAGGGUGGUCCUAUGAAAGGAGAUCGGAAUCGAGAGACGCAGGCACUGUAUCAGUUGGCCGGAAUGGGCACCGCUUUGGUGAUGGCAAUUUUUGGUGGAUUACUAACAGGACUAAUACUUCAAAUCCGGAUUCUCAAUCAAAUUGAUGAUCCAGAUACAGCACAUCAUGACAUUAACUAUUAUGCUCAAUCUGAAUUUAAUUUCCUCAGCAAGUAUCAACGAGCAAGAGAGCAAGAAAUGUUGGAACGGGAACGACUGCAUGAAAUCUACUAG
Molecule: messenger RNA, 1476 nt
Organism: Necator americanus (New World hookworm)
Lineage: Eukaryota; Metazoa; Nematoda; Chromadorea; Rhabditida; Ancylostomatidae
Exons: 14
Coding region: 1-1476 (491 amino acids)
Biological process (GO): ammonium homeostasis; ammonium transmembrane transport
Cellular component (GO): plasma membrane
Molecular function (GO): ammonium channel activity
Source: RefSeq, a predicted model, not a curated record